Messenger RNA from Macrosiphum euphorbiae (potato aphid), 369 nucleotides. The record is from the annotation of a GenBank genome assembly. NCBI's taxonomy places the organism in Eukaryota, Metazoa, Arthropoda, Insecta, Hemiptera, Aphididae.
AUGGAUAUGGGUGAUUGCUGCAAACAGGUUUUUUCCUCACUAUCAAUGGAUACUAUGGACAUUUUAAAUCGCUCUCAAAGGGACAAAUCCUUCUGGGAGUCAUGCAGGCAAUUUAGAAUUACCGGAAGCCGAUGCUAUGGUCUAUAUACAUUUCACAAAACUCCAAAAACAGAUGCUCAAUGGUCACUAAAAGCUAGCCGAUAUUUAUGGCCAAAGUCAUUUACAAACAAAUUUGUAAAACAUGGUAUUCAAUAUGAAAGUGCUGUUAGAAAUGUAUAUGCUAAAAAUACCAACCAAACAGUAUUAGAGUGUGGGCUAGUAACUAACCCCAAUAAUCCAUGGUUAUACACCAGACGGAGUUAUUGUUGA